UGUCCAAUAAGCCAUCAUGCAGUCUGAACGUGUUUUCUUAUUGGCGUGCGCAACACGCCAGUGUACAUAACGAGCAAGUCUCUAAGCGAAGCAACGCAACAUAAGCAGCAAGCAGUUAAAAUCAAUUAAAACAAGUUAAAUGUGUACAGUGCGUAGAUCAAUUGCUAGUGCAUUACAAUUUAAACAAAAUGUACUGCUAUCAAAGGGCAACAACACAUUCGCAACCCGCAAUGCGGGCAGCAGGCUGAAGAAUCGAUUAAACCUAUCACGUUAUUUGAGCAGCAUCAAUAAUAUCGAUACUGGUGGAGAAGAAGCCGUUACAGGCCACGCUCUUAUCACGAGCCCAAAAACAGUGAGUGAUUUCCAAGAGCUCUACGAAGCAACCAAAAAGAAAUUUCAAUCCAAGAAGCUGCCAGUCGAUGUGCAUCCAGAUGCUGUCUUUGCGUGCAAUGAACUCGACUUGAGCGAGGUGCAGGUCUAUGGCUUCGACUAUGAUUACACGCUGGCCUGCUACAAGCCCAUAUUGGAGGAUUUGCUCUACAAUUUGGCGCGUGAAAUGCUCGUGAAACGCUUUCGCUAUCCCGAUGACAUCUUGGAACUGGAGUAUGAGCCGAAUUUUGCUGUGCGAGGUCUGCACUAUGAUGUAGAGAAGGGGCUGCUGGUCAAGCUCGACUCGUUUCUGCAGCUGCAGCUGGGGUCCGUUUACCGUGGACGCACCAAAGUUGAUGCGGAUGAGGUGCUGAAGCUCUAUCACAAUCGCCUGCUGCCCAUAGCGUAUGUGGAGGGACCCAAUAGCUCUUAUCGACACAAUACAAACUCUAAAAUGGUGCAGCUGGCGGAUCUGUUUUCGGUGCCUGAGAUGUGUCUGCUGUGUAAUGUCAUCGAAUAUUUCGAACGCAAUCGCAUCGAUUAUAAUCCCGAAAUAGUAUUCCAUGAUACGAGAACCGCCAUGGGCUCCUGUCAUCCCAUUAUGCAUGCCACCGUCAUGAAGAAUACUCAAAAAUACAUUGAACGCAAUGCGAAGCUGGUGCAAUACUUCCAAAAGCUGCAGGAUGCGGGCAAGAAUCUCUUUCUGGUGACCAACAGUCCCUUUUCAUUUGUCAAUUGCGGCAUGUCUUAUUUGGUGGGUGCCAAUUGGCGCGACUUCUUCGAUGUGGUGAUCGUGCAGGCGAGGAAGCCCAAGUUCUUUACUGACGAAUCUCGGCCUAUUCGGUUGUUCGACGAAAAGACCAAGUCACAUCUCUGGGAUCGUGUUUUCAAGCUGGAAAAGGGCAAAAUCUAUUACGAGGGUUCAGUGCGUCAGCUGCAGGAACUGAAAGGUUGGCGUGGUCACUCCGUGCUUUACUUUGGCGAUCAUCCCUACAGCGAUCUGGCGGAUGUAACACUUAAGCACAGCUGGCGAACAGGCGCCAUCAUCAGUGAGCUGGCACACGAGAUAGAGACGCUGAAUCGCGUGGACUUUAAGACGAGCGCCAAUUGGCUGCAGAUGCUCACUCAGCUCAUCGAGGACACGCAGGACGACGAUAGCGAGGCGGCUCAAGUGUGUUUGCGUCAAUGGAUGGAUGAGCGUGAUCAAUUGCGCAACAAAACGAAGAACGUGUUCAACGAGCAAUUCGGCAGCGUUUUUCGCACGUAUCACAAUCCCACGUAUUUCUCUCGUCGUCUAUUCCGGUUUGCUGACAUUUACACGAGUGACAUAACGAAUUUGCACAAGUUCUCGACAUCGCACACCUUCUAUCCCCGCCGUGGCGUGAUGCCCCACGAGUAUGCAUCGCAUUUUAUAUAG
Drosophila albomicans is the source of this 1786-nucleotide messenger RNA. It is a transcript of the gene Nt5c, whose product is annotated as 5'-nucleotidase domain-containing protein 3. NCBI's taxonomy places the organism in Eukaryota, Metazoa, Arthropoda, Insecta, Diptera, Drosophilidae. The transcript is spliced from 7 exons. The record is from RefSeq and is a predicted model, not a curated record. Bases 140 to 1786 code for a protein of 548 amino acids. Gene Ontology annotation, molecular function: 5'-nucleotidase activity.